Messenger RNA from Bufo bufo (common toad), 2414 nucleotides. RefSeq names its product E3 ubiquitin/ISG15 ligase TRIM25-like. The record is from RefSeq and is a predicted model, not a curated record. NCBI's taxonomy places the organism in Eukaryota, Metazoa, Chordata, Amphibia, Anura, Bufonidae. Gene Ontology annotation, molecular function: zinc ion binding; protein binding. The coding region runs from base 87 to 1655 and encodes 522 amino acids. The transcript has a single exon.
GCAGGGGUUAAUUCUUCUACAGGAGCUCUCCGCCCUCUUAGGGGAAGAGACUUUUCCACUUUCGGUUCCUGCUCCUCCGUACCACAAUGGCGUCUGCUGAUCUGAGGGACGAGCUGGACUGCUCCAUCUGCCUGAGCCUGUAUACAGACCCCGUAUACCUGAGAUGUGGACACAACUUCUGCCGCUCGUGUAUUGUGAGUGCGCUGGAUGCGCAGGAGGCAGCUGGAGUGUAUUCCUGUCCUGACUGCAGAGCAGAAUAUCCGGGGCGUCCGGCCCUGGAGAAGAACAGGAAGCUGGGGAACAUAGUGGAGCGUUUCUUAUCUGCUCGGCCUGAUAUGGAGGAGACCGGGAUCUUCUGUACUUACUGUACUAAGUCUCCUGUGCCGGCUGUGAGGACAUGUCUGCAGUGUGAGGCCUCGUUCUGUGGAGAACACUUGAGUAGACACAGUAAGUUACCAGAACAUACUUUGGUUGAACCCACUGCAACCCCGAAGAAAAGAAAAUGCUCCACACACAAGGAGGUGCUGAAAUACUAUUGUCUGAUGGACGCUGCCUGUAUCUGUGUGUCCUGCUGGGUGGCCGGAGACCACAAGGGACAUGACGUGGAGCUACUGGACGUGGCCUCUGAGAAGGAGAAAGAGAAGCUGAGGAAAUAUCUGGAGGAACUAAACCCACAGAAAGCAGAAAUUCAGACGAAACUUCAGAAUCUGCAGGAUCGUCAGAGGAAUAUCCAGAAGAAGGCCUCUGAUAAGAGGAAGAACGUCAGGAAGUUAUUUAUGGACAUUAAGAAACAACUAGAAGUGGCAGAAAAUAAAGCGCUGAGCGAGAUCUCCAGGCAGGAGGAGAAGAUUGUGUCCCAGAUAUCUGAUCUGAUGAAGAAGCUGGAAAUAGAGGAGGACGAGCUGUCCAGGAAGAUGCGUCACGUGGAGGAGAUGUGUCAUGUCACCGACCCAAUAAGACUCCUACAAGAAAGUGACAUUACAGUAUGUGGUCAUGUAGAUGAUGAGGAUACAGGGGGAGAUGGUGGAGAGGGCAGGUCUGAGGAUGGUCUGGAUGAGGUUCUGAUCUCACUGACCUUACACCGAUCUAUGAGGGAUAUUGUCACCAAUGUCACAUCAGAGCUCGGGCUCCAUGUUCCAGACAUAUUGCUGGAUGAGGACACUGCUCAUAGACGUGUGAAGAUAUCAGAAGAUCUGAAAACAGCAACAAGAACAGAAGAAGAACAGAACAGACCAGAAUCACCGGGAAGGUUCCUGUAUUAUCCCCAGGUGUUAAGCAGAUGUGGCCUCUCCUCAGGAAGACAUUACUGGGAGGUAGAGUGGAACCAGAAAGGAGAAUGUAACAUCGGAAUGUCCUAUCCCAGUAUAAAAAGGAAAGGAGAUGAGUCUGGUAUUGGACUUAAUGAUAAAUCUUGGUGUCUGGGUAUGUCUGGUGCAGGAUGUGGAGUGUAUCACCGCUCAGUCGCAUCCCCCCUCAGUGUAGAUACAACAUGUCGUAGACUUGGGGUCUUCUUAGACUAUGAGGCCGGGCGUCUGUCCUUCUAUCGGCUGUGUGACCCCAUCAGACACUUACACACCUUCACCGCCUCCUUCUCUCAACCCCUACAUGUUGUCUUCUGUUUGUGGCCUGGAGCCUCUGUUAGAAUAAUAAGCUGAGGCCAAUGCGUCCACGUCCCGUUAUAAUCUCCGCCUAUAAGUCACUAUAUAGCGCUGUAUGGGGGAUAAGAUGCGGUUUUCCACUGAAAAGGGUGAAAUCCGCAGAUAAAACCACAAACAUAACUGACAGGCCGCAGAUCUGGGAAUCCGCAUGGAAAUAAUCGGCGAAGUGUACGUGAUCGGGGUAAUCUCAUACACUUUGCUGGUGCUGUAAUUAGUUACGGUUUUUCCACAUGGGAAUUCGCGUGGAAAGACUGAGCGUAUUCCGCAACGUGCGCAGAUGGCCUUCGGGUACAAGUGGACGGUGCGUAUUACCUGCUGGUUUUCCAGAGUGAAAUAAUACCGCCUCAGCAGAUGGGAUUCUCAGUAUCUCAUCUACACGGAGCGGAAGUUUCCUGCGUCAGGAGUGACCUGCGGAGCGGAUCCGGAGAUUUGCGGCCGGUGGAUUGUCCGUGUGGAUUUCUCCCUUUACAAUGCAGAGGGGGAGAUCUGGGGAAAUCCGUGUCAGGAUCUGCAGGUAACAGGUGUGGAUCCUGGAGCGGAGAUACACCGCCGAGUGCCCGUUCCUCAUGGGGGCAUCAUUAACCCUUCCCCGUCCUCCACUGAUGUCGCUGUAGGGGCUUCUUUAUGUUUCUGGGACACAUUUGGGGAACAUAUAAUUAUUAAUCAGCUUUUCCUAUUUCUGUAGAGAUGUGACAAUGUGACGCUUCUUUCCGCACUAUACGCGGCAUUUGUUGUGUUUUUUCCCUUUUUAUGGAA